AUGCGUGGGGGAGGCCCCACUGCGCCCUUGCUGCUCCCGCAGCAGUUCGUGGAGCCACUGCCGAAUGCGCCGGUGGAGAUCAGUGCGCUGCACUACGGCCUUCUCUCACGCAGCGACAUUCACCGCCUCUCCGUCCUCCCGUGCCGACGCGUGAUUGGGGCUGUGAAGGAGUACGGCGUGAACGACCCCCGCCUCGGCGUCUGCGACCGCGCCUCCGUCUGCGCAACCUGCGGGCUGCGAAGCAUCGACUGCGUCGGUCACCCCGGCCACAUCGACCUCGAGGCCCCUGUCUUCCACCUCGGCUUCUUUACCGCAAUUCUGCGCAUCUGUCGCACGAUAUGCAAGCGUUGCUCCCACUUGCUGCUGGAUGACGCGGAAAUUGAGUACUACAGGCGGCGGCUCGCCUCCAAGAAGCUCGAGCCACUGCAGCGGGCUGCACUGAUAAAGACAAUACAGACCGACGCCUACAAGACGCGUGUCUGCCUCAAGUGUGGCGGAUUAAACGGAGUCGUGCGACGAGUGCGUCCUUUACGUCUUGUACACGAAAAGUAUCGCGUCGAACUGCGUCGCGGGGAAGAGGCUAUGGAGGACGGUGAAACAUUUUUUGACUGUGACCUGCGCACGGCGUGCGCGUACAACAAGGUGGUGGAGGAGAGCAAGGAGAACGUGCACGAGUUUCUCGAUCCGGCGCGGGUGCGUCAGCUCUUCCUCGCCGUGCCACCGGAGGAGGUCCUACUUCUUGGUUUGCAGCCUGGCACUAAUCCUGUUGACCUGCUCGUGUCAACGUUGCUCGUUCCCCCUGUCUCGGUGCGACCGCGCGGCAAUUCUGGAACCGCGGCGGUCCGUGACGACGACCUCACAGGGCAAUACAACGACAUUCUCACUAGUUCCGACACGCUUCAGGAUGGCUCGAUUGAUGCCACCAAAUACACGGAGACGUGGGAAAUGCUCCAAAUGCGUGCAGCUCGACUCCUGGACUCCGCCCUCCCAGGGUUUCCGCCGCACAUGCGUACCGCCGACGUCAAGUCCUACGCGCAGCGUCUGAAGGGGAAGCAUGGAAGGUUCCGAGGUAACCUCAGUGGGAAACGCGUGGACUUCUCCGGCCGCUCUGUGAUCUCUCCCGACCCAAAUCUCGACGUGGAUGAGCUCGCCGUUCCUCUGCGCGUCGCACGGGUACUGACGUAUCCACAGCGCGUUUUCAGGUCCAACCUGGAACUCAUGCGUAGGCUUGUACGCAACGGCCCAAAUGUACACCCAGGCGCCACCACAGUCUACCUCGCCCAGGAAGGGUCAAAAAAGUCGCUUAAUAACGAACGCGACCGUGAGUCGCUUUCGGCAAAAUUGUCGGUUGGUGACGUUGUGGAGAGACACGUCAUGAACGGUGAUGUUGUGCUGUUUAACCGGCAGCCUUCGCUGCAUCGUAUCUCCAUGAUGGCCCACCGGGCACGUGUGUUGCCGUUUCGCACGUUUCGCUUCAACGAAUGCUGUUGUGCCCCGUACAACGCCGACUUUGACGGAGAUGAGAUGAACGUGCACCUCGUACAGACGGAGGAGGCGCGCGCCGAGGCAUUUGAACUGAUGUCGACGGCGAAAAACAUUAUCAAUGCCAAGAAUGGCGAACCCAUUAUUGCCUGCACGCAAGAUUUUCUCGUCGCAGCCUACCUCGUGACGUCCCGCGACGUCUUUUUUGAUCGCUCGCAAAUGUCAUGGAUGGUCUCCCACUGGCUUGGGCCGGUUACCCAAUUUCGGCUACCGAUACCGACGAUUCUGAAACCGGCGGAGCUGUGGACGGGGAAACAGAUCUUUGAACUGAUCGUGCGCCCCUCGCCGGAGGUAAAUGUGCUGCUCAACCUUGAGGCCGCGACGAAGUUCUACACGAAGGCGGGCAAGCAAGACUGUGCCGCGGAGGGCUAUGUGGCAUUUCUUGACUCCUGCUUCAUUGCUGGCCGGCUCGACAAGAAGCUUCUUGGGGGCGGGUCAAAAGACGGACUCUUCGCACGCCUACACACACUUGCGGGCGGCGGAUACACGGCCCGAGUCAUGUCUCGCAUUGCACAAUUUACCUCGCGCUACCUGACAAAUUACGGUUUCAGUCUCGGCCUCGGCGAUGUUGCGCCGACGCCGCUGCUGAACGAGCAGAAGGCGGCCGUGCUUGCCCGCUCCUUCGCCACCUGUGACGGCCUAAUUGACGCCGCCAAAACCGGACGUAUGGAGCCGCUACCAGGUCUCACUAUACGGCAGUCGCUUGAGGCGCGCCUCAAUGCGGAGCUGUCAAAGGUGCGUGAUGAGUGCGGUACGGCAGCUGUGGAAGCGCUCUCUGUCGACACAAACACCCCGCUAAUGAUGGUGCAGUCUGGGAGUAAGGGUAGUGCGCUGAACAUUGCGCAGAUGAUGGCGUGUGUGGGGCAGCAGACUGUGAAUGGGAAGCGUAUUUUGAACGCAUUUCAAGAUCGUUCACUGCCCCAUUUUUAUCGCUUUGAAGAGGCGCCAAGUGCGCGUGGUUUCGUCGCCAACUCCUUCUACUCUGGACUGACACCAACGGAGUUUUUCUUCCACACGAUGGCUGGUCGCGAGGGUCUCGUUGAUACUGCGGUGAAGACGGCUGAGACUGGCUACAUUUACCGUCGUCUCAUGAAGGCCAUGGAGAACCUAAGUGUGCGGUACGACGGCACCGCCCGCAACACAAGGGGGGACGUGGUGCAGUUUAGGUUUGGCGAGGACGGCCUCGACCCACAGCUCAUGGAAGGCAUCGGUGGCACACCCCUCAACCUGGAGCAGGAGUGGCUCAGCGCGCGCGCCGCAAAUGCACGCUGGAUCGUGGAACGACGCGGCACCGUCAACGCCACGAGCAAGAAUAAAAGCAAAGUUGCUCGCGUCACUGAUGGGCAAAGGCGUGACGAGACACAGCGUGCGCACGGCGAGCGCAAACUCGCAUAUCUUGAUGAUGACGGGGAAUCCAUUUCACUGCUGCCCACGGAGGUGCCGGCGUUUGUCGCGGCGUGCCUGUCGGGAGACUCGGAGGCGCUUGCGGUGUGUGAGCGGCUGGAGCGGCUGGAGGAGAGGCACGACAGGGUGCGGGUCGUUGAAGGAAGGAGCAGGGAGGGAGAUGCGCCGCGGCGCCAGCGGACGCGUCGUGCGGAGCUGAUUUCCCGACUGUCGCGUGUGAGUAGCUCAAAGUUUAAGGACGACGUGGCGGACUUCUUUCAAAGGAUGGUGCGGGAGCAGCGGCGGAUUCGUGCGCUGCUGGAACUUUCCUCCGACUCGCGUGAGCGCGUAGGUGCAAAGGCGGCGUGCAACGGCUCACAGACGGCAACUGGGGAAGACGCCGCCGAGCUCCGAGUUCUUGAAACCCUCCAAACGGAGCUGCUCCCGCUGACGCAGGGGAUGCUAACCCGCUUCCUGGCACAGUGCGCACGCAAGUAUAUUCGCAAGGCCUGUGAGCCUGGGACGCCGUGCGGGGCGAUUGCGGCGCAGUCGGUUGGUGAGCCGAGCACGCAAAUGACACUGCGCACCUUCCACUUUGCAGGCGUUGCUAGCAUGAGCAUCACCCAAGGUGUGCCGCGCCUUGUUGAAAUUAUUAAUGCGAACCGCAAUAUUUCAACCCCGGUUAUCACAGCACCUGUGCGGAGACUGCGACGGGAAAAGGCGCUCUUGUUUAAAACGGAGGCGCAAGCGGGGGACGACGACUCACCGGAGGCGUUUGAAAGACGGGUUCGAAGUGUAAAGACACAGGUGGAACGCGUGGUGCUAAAGGAGGUGGUCUCGGAAAUCGUGGAAGUAUGCACAUGCACUGAAUUCUACCUUCGCGUGCACCUCAACAUGCCGGUGAUUGCCAAGCUGCAGCUGCCAAUUAAUGCCAUUACGGUGCGUCAACGCAUUCUCGCGGCGGCUGCGCGGCCAAUGUCGCCCUUGCGUCUCUUGCGUGAGGACUGCGUGGAGGUCAUAAGCCUUGAUACUCUGGCGGUGUAUCCAUACUUUUUGGAGGCUCACCGCGUUCACUUUAACCUGCGUCACCUGCUGUCGCUGCUCCCGGACAUUGUUGUGGGUGGUAUUGCUGGCAUCAACCGUGCGAUGAUCUCAUCCAACGGGGCGGAGGUACUCGCGGAGGGGGCGGAGCUGCGGGCGGUGAUGAACCUUCCCGAUGUGGAGUCGACGCGCGUCGUCUGUAACCACGUCGCCGUCGUGGAGCGUGUGCUUGGCAUUGAGGCGGCACGGCAGGUGAUUGUGAACGAAAUUCAAGGCAUUCUCAAGGCCUACAGCCUCAGCAUUGACAUACGGCACGUGUACCUUCUCGCGGACCUCAUGACGCAGCGUGGCGUUGUGCUCGGCAUCACGCGCUACGGCAUCCAGAAGAUGAACUUUAAUGUGCUGACGAUGGCCUCCUUUGAGCGCACCACCGACCACCUCUACAACGCCGCGGCGACGCAGCGCGUUGAUGAGAACCUCAGCGUCUCGGAGAGCAUCAUCGUUGGGAAACCGGUGCCUCUCGGAACGACCUCCUUCGGGCUUCUUCUUGACAGCGGCGAGAACGUGGUUGGAUCCUCGCAGUUCACCGCGGCCCGCACAAGGCGUGCGACGGGCAAGACGCUUCACCGCGUACGCCGCUCAAGUGUGCCCCCAAUUGCCGCGGAGAAUGCGUUUCGCCUGGACCUUUUUUAA
Molecule: messenger RNA, 4659 nt
Organism: Trypanosoma conorhini
Lineage: Eukaryota; Euglenozoa; Kinetoplastea; Trypanosomatida; Trypanosomatidae
Product: DNA-directed RNA polymerase III subunit RPC1
Exons: 1
Coding region: 1-4659 (1552 amino acids)
Biological process (GO): DNA-templated transcription
Molecular function (GO): DNA binding; DNA-directed RNA polymerase activity
Source: RefSeq, a predicted model, not a curated record